ACUGAAAUUGUGGAAGACAUGGACAGGAUAAUUUUGUGGGGUCAAAACCUGUCCCCUGAGAUGGUUGUUGAGCCACUUGUAAAUGUCAUCCAUCUUCAUCCUUCAAUGCCGAGAGCGGGUGUUUCAGAGAAGUUAUCCUUAUCUAAUUUUGUAUUUCCGUCUUCUUUUUUCCUUUUUAAUUUAUUAAUUAAUGGAAAUUUUCUGAUAUUUUUAGUAAUUCUUCACAAGAAAUAAGAAACUACAGUUUAACCAAGAAUUCACAUUUUGGGCAUGAUUCUUCAUCUUCAAAACCUGUUCUGUUUGCAGUUACAGAUCUUCAAACGUGAUGUUUUCUCUUCUUUGAUAAAUUAGGAUUUUUAAUGUACAAUAAUAUGUGUUCGUUUUAAUGUUUACUACCCAAAUCAAUUAUAAUGUGGAGGAGAUUCUGGUCAAGUGGAAUUUUGAAGCACAGCUUGUCAGCGGCGGCUGUGGGGAGGAGCGCUCCUCCGCCGUCGCUGUUGUUGGGAAUGGGAUGGGCUCCAAUUCAACAAAGCGGAAGGGCGAGGGAACUAGUGUUAUUGAGCAAGAGAGUGUUAAUGUCAACAACAUCAUCGUCGUCGCAGUUUUUCACUACUGAUGCUGGUGAUCACAGCAAUAGCAGCAAGGAAGGAGGUGAUGGUGGUGGUGGUGGUAGUACUACUGAGAAUAUUACUUGCGCGGAGGUGAAAAGAUUGAUGAGGCUGGUGAAUGUGGAGGCAUUGAAGAUGAAGUUAGGGAUGGAGGAGAAGGAGGUUAUUUCUUAUUCUGAGCUCUUGCAGGUUUGCAAGAGCAUGGGUAUUGCCAGAUCUCAAGAUGAGGCCAUUGAAUUUGCUCGUGCCUUUGAUGAUGCCGGCGUUGUCCUUCUCUUCCGGGACAAGGUCUAUCUCCAUCCUGACAAGGUGGUAGAGCUGGUUAAAAGAGCAAUGCCUCUUGCUUUGACUCAUGAAGAUGAUCCUGUGAGGAUUGAGCUAAAGACACUGCAGGAAAGGAAAGAAGAAAUUGACAUACUAGCACAUAAGCAAGUUCGGCGCAUCCUUUGGUGUGGGCUUGGACUAGGUCUGUUGCAGGUUGGACUAUUCUUUCGACUAACAUUCUGGGAAUUCUCAUGGGAUGUAAUGGAACCUAUUGGAUUUUUUGUCACUACCACUGGUAUAAUUAUAGGCUAUGCCUACUUCUUGUUCACUUCAAGAGAUCCAACUUAUCAAGACUUGAUGAAGAGGCUAUUUCUCUCUAGGCAGAGGAAAUUGUUCAAGAAACAGAAAUUUGAUGUUGAGAGGUUCAAGGAAUUGCAAAAGAAAUGCAAGACACCUCUGGAUGCCACUACCUCUCUUAAAAAUCGUGGGUUGGAAGUGGAAUUGGAGGAUGCCAUCCAUAAGGACUAACUUUUCUUUCCCUGCUGUCAUCUUCCCCGAUCUUCGUCAUCAGAAUUUUACAUGGUGACCAUCUCAACUUCGCCUGUUUUCAUGUAGGCCGAGGAAACGAUUAAUUCUUGCUGGCUCAUAUAAUCUACCUUUCAAUUUUUGGAUACAUGUAUUCUUCCAUCCCAACAAACUAGGACAUAUACCGGUAUGGUGGACCUGCAUGCAUCGUGUUGUACUUUUUGUUGCUUUAACACCCUUCUAAUUUUAACCAUGAAAUACUAAAAUUACUUUCUGUCA
This is a messenger RNA of Hevea brasiliensis (rubber tree), 1676 nucleotides long. Its product is annotated as calcium uniporter protein 6, mitochondrial. Gene Ontology annotation, molecular function: calcium channel activity; uniporter activity. NCBI's taxonomy places the organism in Eukaryota, Viridiplantae, Streptophyta, Magnoliopsida, Malpighiales, Euphorbiaceae. The transcript is spliced from 2 exons. The record is from RefSeq and is a predicted model, not a curated record. Bases 411 to 1400 code for a protein of 329 amino acids. Gene Ontology annotation, cellular component: mitochondrial inner membrane; uniplex complex. Gene Ontology annotation, biological process: calcium import into the mitochondrion; mitochondrial calcium ion homeostasis.